This is a messenger RNA of Lithohypha guttulata, 510 nucleotides long. RefSeq lists its product as uncharacterized. The coding region runs from base 1 to 510 and encodes 169 amino acids. NCBI's taxonomy places the organism in Eukaryota, Fungi, Ascomycota, Eurotiomycetes, Chaetothyriales, Trichomeriaceae. The transcript is spliced from 2 exons. Gene Ontology annotation, cellular component: membrane. The record is from RefSeq and is a predicted model, not a curated record.
AUGUCCUCUACUUCAAAUUCGUCCGGUGCCCUCAGCCGGCAACAAAAGAAUCACUCCAUCCUCUCAAUACCUAUUGUCUACGCAUUAGCUUUUCCACCCCAUCUCUACGCUUUCGCUAGAGGCAUGACAGCUUCCAAUUACACCUAUAGCAACACUGUUCCUCGUGCCAAUCUCGACCUGCUUAAGUCCAAGCUUCCCGAAGCGACCUGGCAAAGCCUUGCACGGGCCCAGGGCGCGCAUCUCAAUGCCUUAGAAGGAUUCCCGUUGUUUGCUGGUGCGAUGAUUGCAGGUAACUAUGCCAAGCUCCCUCCCAACGACCUCAACUUCGCAGCUGCGGAGUACAUUUGUGCUAGGGUCGUGUAUACUGCGCUAUACAUGACCACCAAGAGCGAGGCGUGGAGCUAUCUUCGCACUGGCGUUUAUGCUUGGAGUCUUGCUGCUCCCAUCUGGAUCCUCUGGAAAGCUGGAAAGAAGAUUAGAGAUCAAAGCGUGGACCUGAAAGAACUAUGA